Leishmania mexicana MHOM/GT/2001/U1103 is the source of this 1392-nucleotide messenger RNA. RefSeq lists its product as hypothetical. Lineage: Eukaryota; Euglenozoa; Kinetoplastea; Trypanosomatida; Trypanosomatidae. The coding region runs from base 1 to 1392 and encodes 463 amino acids. The record is from RefSeq and is a predicted model, not a curated record. The transcript has a single exon.
AUGAGUACAAUAGUGUUGUCGAUCGGCAUCCCGCCACAGGAGCGUGUGCGGCUCUGCGCGGUGGCGGCGGCAGAUGUCUGCCAGCAAGCCGUCGCCCAUGUGAAAGCGGCGGCGCAAUGUGAAGCGCACGACGCCGCCGCCACGCCGUACAUCCGCGCUGUGUAUGUGCACCGUGCUGAUUCCAUCGCACCGGAGCGCGUUGCCGUUGCGUCAGGAAGGGAAUGCGGCUCCUACCUGCGAGAGACGCUGCGGGCCACCGUUGCCGGCAUCGGGGCGCCGUCCGUCGCCUGCUGGCUUACCGUGACACUGGAGGAUAACUGCAUCCUGCAGCACGCCGUGUUCGCCAUCUCCCCCAACUCGAAGGAGCCGCUAAAGAUGAUGUCGCCAGUGCUGGCACAGUCCGAUGGCGCGGCGCUCUCGACUGGUGGGCGGCGCUGGUCCCUAUUGCCGGCGCCUGCGCCGGGGCGUUCCAUGUCUAGUGGCAACGUGUACACGCCGCGCAACGAGCAGCCCGCUUCCAAGGUAAUUACUCCGGCCGUAGCGGCGGAGGCAGGCCCGCCACUGUCCGCCACGCGCAGGCGCUCCCUUGGCACCGUACCCUGCUCGCACUCGGCCCGCACCUCAUCGAAGGCCAUGGCCGCGGCCGCUCAGCAACCGCAGUCCCAUGCCCAGGUGGCGCCUCUGCCAGAGACGCAGCGGCGCCAGCAGCAGCCGGCCCGCAACGUGUAUGAGCAGAUGGAAAAGUAUCAGACAGACACGGCGCGCGAUCGAGCUAACAGCAGCCGCCGCUCUUCGCGCGCCGCGCCGCCACCGGAUGAGGACGCCGCGACACCGCACCUCUCUCGGAACAGCGAUGCGGCGGGGCCUCAGCUUGGUGGCCCGGGCCGCAAAGCUUCCAUUUCCUCACACACACCCUCGUCCGUCCGCUCGCGUCCGCAGAGCGCCGUAGACCACAGCACCGGCGUCUACUCCGCAAGUAACACGAGCGACGCCGUGGCGCUCGCUCGACCCGACUCUCGGCAACCGCCCUCCCGCGCACAGCCGCAGCCCGGGUCCCAUCCACCGCCGUCGGGUGUGUCCGCUGAGCGACCGGUGUGCCGGCCAAACGCCGUCUCUUCCACCUCCGCCGCGGAGAACUUUGGCCGUCCCCAGGCGCCGUCGCCAACCGCGGAUGAUCCCACGGGUGGCGGCCCGCGCACAGACUUGGUAGUGCCGAGUGAUAGGCAGCAGUGGGGUGAUUGGGCCUUCCGCACACGCUACUCCCCACGCCGCGAGGAGCUUUGGGAGAUCGCCGAUGCCGUGAUGACGCACAACUACCACGACCAGAUGAUCCAGAACGGUGGCGAGCCGCCGUACGACGGGAGGGUGAGCUCGUGCAGAAACAAGUUCUGA